Messenger RNA from Neoarius graeffei (lesser salmon catfish), 1077 nucleotides. RefSeq names its product glucose-6-phosphatase catalytic subunit 1a, tandem duplicate 2 (gene g6pc1a.2). Lineage: Eukaryota; Metazoa; Chordata; Actinopteri; Siluriformes; Ariidae. The transcript is spliced from 6 exons. Gene Ontology annotation, cellular component: membrane. Gene Ontology annotation, biological process: gluconeogenesis; glucose 6-phosphate metabolic process. The record is from RefSeq and is a predicted model, not a curated record. The coding region runs from base 1 to 1077 and encodes 358 amino acids. Gene Ontology annotation, molecular function: glucose-6-phosphatase activity.
AUGAACACUCUGAUGGAUGCUGUGCAUGGCUAUGGUGUGAGCACCACACAGUAUCUACAGACUCACUACAAAGACGCACAGGGCUGGUUCUUGUUUGUCUCCUUUGCUGCUGACCUGCGCAACACCUUCUUCAUCUUCUUCCCCAUUUGGUUCCACCUGAGGACAUCUGUGGGCAUCAAGCUUAUCUGGGUGGCCGUGGUCGGGGAUUGGCUCAAUCUUGUCUUCAAAUGGAUUCUAUUUGGAGAGCGGCCCUACUGGUGGGUCCAUGAGACACCUUACUACAGCAACAUGUCUGUGCCACACAUUAAACAAUUUCCCAUGACCUGUGAGACAGGCCCAGGUAGUCCAUCGGGUCAUGCUAUGGGUGCAGCUGGAGUUUACUAUGCCAUGGUCACCUCCAUCCUCACCAUCAUGCUGAGCAGAAAUAAGACAUGUUCCACUAAGGCACUCAUUUAUGAGUACUUGCGUGGCACCCUCUGGACUCUUUUCUGGACUGUUCAGAUCUGCGUGUGUCUCUCCAGGGUCUUCCUUGCUGCCCAUUUCCCUCACCAGGUCAUUGCUGGUGUAAUUACAGGUAUGAUCGUGGCUGAAGUCUUCAACAGGCAGACGUGGAUCUACUACGCCAGCCUGCAGAGGUACUUCAAUAUCACUCUGUUCCUGCUCGUUUUCGCCGUGGGCUUUUACGUUCUCUUGAAGGCUGUGGGUGUGGAUCUGCUGUGGACUCUGGAAAAAGCUCAGAAAUGGUGCGUGAACCCAGCUUGGGUCCACAUGGACACGACGCCAUUCGCCAGCUUGCUGCGUAACAUGGGCACAUUGUUCGGUCUGGGCUUGGGCCUGCACUCGCCACUGUAUACCGAGAGCAAGAAGAGCACUAGCACCCCCUUCAGGAUCAGCUGUGUGCUCAGCUCUCUCCUCCUGCUCCACCUUUUCGACUCCAUUAAGCCGCCGACGCACACAGCCGCACUCUUCUACCUGCUCUCGUUCUGUAAGAGUGCCACCGUUCCGCUGGUCACCGUCAGCAUCAUUCCGUACUGUGUGUCCGGAGCCCUGAGUUUACCAAGCAAGAAGCACCUCUAA